Molecule: messenger RNA, 603 nt
Organism: Symbiodinium natans
Lineage: Eukaryota; Dinophyceae; Suessiales; Symbiodiniaceae
Source: the annotation of a GenBank genome assembly
AUGGCACGGCAGGAUGAAGAAGAUGAUCCGGAAGUCAUCCAAUGCAACUGCGAAUACCUCGCGGCGUGCUACGGACUCCAGAUGCUCUUCUUCUUUCUCGUGGGCAUCCUUGCGGUCCUAGCUGCCAUGAGUGUCACGACGGCAGCCAUUGCGGGAACUGAGAGGCCCAUGGCCGCCAUGCUCUUCGGCUUCGCCUUGCUUUCUGAUGCGAUAGGGCUGACCAUCCUAACCUCCCGGUGCCUCUACUGCCGGGCGCACAAGGUCGUGAAGCCGUGCCAGCAGCUACACCUCAGGAACGUGCCCGCAUACAUCGGGCUUGCCCUGGUGACCAUGUCCUCCGCCAUCGCCGUUGCCUCCGACGCAUUGUGGGGGCUCGUGGACUUCCUGGACAUCGCCGGCGCGGUGCUUUUGUUCUUGGCAGUUCCCCUGUCUAAACCCCGAGGCAACUACAUCGACGUCGAGGACGAAGAGAGGCCCACGGAUCCGCAAGUCCCACAUGCACAGGAAGCUACAGGAGAACCCACAGGAAAUGAUGUAAAUCAACCCACAGGAGAACCCAUCUUUGUAGAGGCUGUUGUGGUGGGACAGGCGGGCCCCACGUGA